Heterotrigona itama is the source of this 1635-nucleotide messenger RNA. NCBI's taxonomy places the organism in Eukaryota, Metazoa, Arthropoda, Insecta, Hymenoptera, Apidae. The record is from the annotation of a GenBank genome assembly.
GUGAAAGUGAUUCAAUGAUUCAAUGUUUCCACAAUCAACCUGUUUUAUGUUAUAUUGUUUGUAAAUUAUUAUGAGAUGAAUGUAUCUUCGUUGAUAUCAGGAAAAUAUUUAUAAGAAAACUUUGAAAAUAUAAAAGAUAAAAUAUAUUUUUAUUAAUAAUAAAUUUCUACUAAAAACUUCGUUAUCGACAGAAGAGAAUAUCCACUAGAUAAAUACAGCAAUGAUGAAUAGAUGGCACUCUAAGUCAAUAGAAACAGUACUAGAAUGUUAUGCUGAUCAUUGAUCACUUAUUGGUUAUAAAAUUGGUUAAAUUGAUAAAUGUCAGAAAAAAAUGAUAGUGAUAGUGUAUAAAGUGUUUUUUAAUAAUGUAAUUGGAUUAUAAGAUUAUAUAUUUCUUACUUACGCGGUAGAAUAAUAUUUAUUUUGAUCUCUGCCUUAUAAUUUCAUGACUAUGUUUCGAUUAAAGAUUAUAAAAAGUGCAGGUACAGCACUUUUAAAAUUAAAUAUUAAGGAAAACAGAGUUUUGAAAGAAUACACAAAUAAUCCAAAGGUGAAUAAUGGAACGGUAGGAACACAGGAGAUUUCUAAACUACAGAAUGCUACAGAUUUUGAGACAGAGAUAAACCAAGCAUCUGUAUUUAAUAAUAAUAUUGAUAAUGUGCAUAAACAAACCCAAAAUAAAGAAACUGUAAGUGAAUUAGAAGUUGCAAAUAAGAUUAGAGUAACAAGAAACAUAAAAUCAUAUCCUAUUUUUGGUGAUGAAACAACAGAAAAUUAUGAGAUGCAAUGUUUAGAAAGUAGUGAAAAUUUUAAAAUUCCAAAUGUAACGUACAUUCUCAAUGAAACCAUGCCUGCUAAAGUAAAAACUGCUUUAGAUACAUGGAAGAAAAAUAUGAUUGAUACAUAUGGAGAAGAAUAUUUUAAGACGUAUUGUAAAGAUAUAUUAAACGAUAAUAAAUUAUUUCAUUCUUGUAUGCAAAAUGUGUUAUCAUGUAAAGAAAUUGAAAUUCCACCUUCUGUCAAAUCAGCAUAUUUGAGUGUGUACCCAGUAUUAUGUGAUAUACAAAAUAUUCAUGCGAUUGAAAUAGAUGUGACACAUCCAACAUUGCAAUAUAAAGGCAUUAUAAACUGUAUUGCUUCUUAUAGGGAUCACACGUAUGUAAUUGGUUGGAAGAAAUCAGCACAUCGAAAAACAUCACUUGCAGCAAGUUUUGAUACCCCAAUAGAAAUUGCUGCCUAUGUUGGAGCUAUAAAUGCUUUCAACAAAUACUCAUUUAAGAUAAAUAGAGGUUUGAUUAUUAUUGCUUAUACAAAAGGUGAAAUUGCAACUAUCCAUGAAUUGAAGGAUGAUGCUUUACAAAUAGCUUGGGAAGAAUGGUUGAAUCGAUUGGAACAGUUUUAUACAAAGUAUGAUAAAAUUAAUCUAAAUACUUAAUUUAUUAUUGAAAAUUUAUAAUAUAAAAGUCUACAUUAUUUUAUUUUUGUACGAAUAAAAUACUAUUGUUUAGAUAUUUCUAAUUUAAAGACGUUAAGAAAGAAAGAGUGUGAAGAAAAGAAAAUGUGACUGAUUAAAUAUCCUAUGUACAUAUAUAUGUAUUAUUAAAAAAUAAAACAAGUCCAACAGUUUAUGUUAAU